Trypanosoma grayi is the source of this 3354-nucleotide messenger RNA. RefSeq lists its product as hypothetical. Lineage: Eukaryota; Euglenozoa; Kinetoplastea; Trypanosomatida; Trypanosomatidae. Bases 1 to 3354 code for a protein of 1117 amino acids. The transcript has a single exon. Gene Ontology annotation, molecular function: protein kinase activity; ATP binding. The record is from RefSeq and is a predicted model, not a curated record. Gene Ontology annotation, biological process: protein phosphorylation.
AUGAGUGGUCCAAAGGUGUUGCUACGGCGUGUGUUGCACAUCAGCCCAACCAGCGUCGUCUUCACACCGAAGGACGGGGAGUCGCUGGACUUCCAAACAGUCAGUCAGGCGCCAACAGCACACCGCGGGCUGUUGCAGAAUAACGGCAUCAUGGCGAAGGUUAUGCUGUCGCUUUCACCCACUGUGGCGGAGGGUAUUCGCACACGCGAAGACCGCCUGCGGAUCUGGUGGUCGGUACUUCUUGGCAGUGGGCUCAUUGAGGCCGACACGACGAGUGUGACGGUGCCCGCGACGAUGAGCGACAGGAUGUGGCCAAUCAUGGACGAGGACGCCUUUGUGAAGCACAUGGCUAUCGCCGAGCAACAGCUGAAGGACGAAGCUGUUCAGGAGUGUCCGUUCGUCGUCCCUGUGCUGUCGGUACACCGGUUUCAGCAGAAGGACCACGGCGUCAAGGGCACUCUGGGCGUGAUAUACAUGCCUCAUUGCAGGCAGGACCUUCAGGGGUGGAGCGAGGGGCAGCUGGCACAGCACCCCGUUCCCGAGGCGACGCUUGGCACGCUUCUAAAUCACCUCGUGAUCGGGCUUCUCGCGGUGCGCUCGGUGAGCAGAAUAUGUCCCCCGUAUCUCAGCAUGGAGGACGUCCUUGUUGGUGAGAACGGCAACGGCGAUGGCGAGCCGACGUUCAUGCUGAACGCCACGGAGUACCAGCUACGGCAGCUGCCAGACCGCGCCAAUAGGCCGCUCAGCGCGUUUCCGUUCCUAGCGCCCGAGCUGGUGAGCCAGACGAGCAGGUCGCUCAGCCAUCCGAAAUACGAUGUGUGGGCCCUCGGCAUGGCGGUGUACCAGAUUGCCUGUGGCAUGCCCAGCAGUUUCAAGAGCAACUUGCGGUUGCGCCGCCAAGGGUCGGAGUGCAAGAUCGAGCUGCCGCUGAACCACUGUCUCACGACGCCGUCCGACACCGCGCGCCACGUGCGGCGCAGCCUUCAACCCGCGGAGUAUAGUAACCCGUUCAUCCACCUUGUGCUGCUGAUGCUAGGCCAGGACCCGUUCACACGCCCGACCCUCCGCGGAUUGGACCGGAUGUUACACGACAUCUUCCGCCACAAGCCGAUUCUCCGUUUCCCCUUCGCUAUCGGGCCAUUCGACUUGCUGCGGCUACCGAACCCAGAGAGCGUCAUAAUAAAUGACUUGGAUCGGAACUACGUCAUCAGCUCUUACUGUAUACUGUGCAAGAAGAAGCGCAACAAGGGCGUAUGCAGGAGCGGUGAGCACAUGCUUGCCGCCUGCACACCACUGUGGGCGACGGAUGAACUCUUGCCAGGGUACCCGGUCACUGGUAGGAAGCAGAUGACAUACCUCUUCCCCCUUGCGGGGAACCUGGAUGAUAAGGAGAAGCGCCGCCAUAUUGAGGCCGCACUGUGGGGUGAGGAGGUCGACACGAAUGCCCUCCUGCAGCUGCUCGGUGGCUUUGCGGUCACGCAAGUGAGCAGACCGACGAGCAUCGUCACCUGCGAGGUGCUGCUUCCGCUUCCACAGAAGGUCCUGCGCAAGAAGGAGACGUGUAACAUCACGACACAGCUAAGUUUCACGGCGGCAUUGUCGUGGCCGUCGCAGUGCACAGAGCAGCUCCAGCGAGAGGGGCGUAUCCAGCGGGCCGUGCCAGCGCUCUUCGGCGUUCGAAACGUGCGGUGGUAUUCGUGGAUUCUGCCCGGGGAGAGCCUCACGUUGAACGGCAGGUCGUGGGUGCCGGCUCCAGACGGUGCCUUUGUUUUCUGGUUCAACGAAAAUCUUGACCCAUCGGAGUUUGACCGCUACUUCCUUGUGUGUGGCGUGCAGUCACUCACAUUGCAGGCGAAGGUGGCGUGCAACGUGCUCCCUGACCGCUCCUUCAACGGCGACACCAGCGACGGCGACCCGCUGUACAACAGCCACUCCGACAUUGCAUCGCUGAACCUCACGAACGAGGAGCGCGAGAACCGCAGCCGGCUCCAACGCCCCGCGAAUCGCAACGCGGCCAAACGCCGCAACGCAAAUGUCUCCGAUGUGAGCAUUCCCAACGCAGUGGAACUGCGCGACGCGGCGGGGGACGACAAACCGGUGCGGCGCCGCGGCUCGAAUGCAGACAGCCAGACAUCCAAAAACACCACAGCACCGCUGACGGCCUCGCCGUCGCGCAAACGCCGGGCACCCAAGAAGGGCAAUCCUGUUCGGAUGGAUUAUGUAGCGGACGUCAGUCCCCAAAAACUUCAGGAAUGCCCGACGAACGCGCCAAAGUUACCGUCACAACUACCGCCGAUUAUGUCUUCCACCAUUGCGCCGGGUGAAGAAAACCUUGAAUUACAGCAACAGUUCUAUGACAAGAACAUGCAGAUCAAUCGCAAACUCUCAGAAAUGGUAGAAGAUCGACGCAGUAGCCUUGUCGUCGACGCGAAAAAUAAGCAGAAGCAACCCCCGAGCCAAGUUCCAAGGAAAGACAACGACAGCACCCUCACACCACCGGAGAAGAUGCCAUCAACGCUUGCUGUUCCCAUCCCUGAGGUGGAAACGACGAUGCCGCCACAGAGCCAGCCGGAGGACAGUCGUCUGGCCUCAACGCGGCUCGCGGUGAAGGUCUUUGGUCGCUGGUACCCGCCGCGGUGGGUGGACGCCGCCUUCCAGUCGCUUACCUUCUGCAUCCCCGAUACUGGCGAGCACGGUCGCCUCUCUGUUCCCGUAAAAGUGACGGAGUCGCUGCGCCUUGCUACGCACGCGACGGAGGAGGCGUUCGCCAUGGCGUUCUGCGCGAAUGCCGUCCCAUUAAUGCAGCGCAACCACCCGCAUUGCGCCCUCGCUCUUCCGCCGCGUGAGGCAACAAGCAUCAUUCCUCACCAUGCGCUGGUGUUCUAUGACAAGAAACGCGAGGUGGUUGGACUUCUCGGUCUGCGCUUUGCCAUCAGAAGCUACCCGAACAUUGUGCUCGGUGAGUUCCCCCUCAGCUUCAAGACGCUUCCACCGCUCCCCACAACAGCGACACUCGCGAGCCAACUGGGUGCGAUGUACUUCUCAGGUAACGCGGUGAUUGAGGACAGCCCGUGGUCUGUCAAGGGGUUGUGCGAGAGGGAUGGUGAGGGGUUGCGUCACUCACUAGAGGCCACGUCUAAUAAGACAUUUGGGGACUCUGCGUCCACUUCGCAGCCCCUCACCAUCUCCGGGAUGGGACUGACGUGCGUUGGUGACCCACGGCCGCAGUCGAUUAAGAGCGACGACGAUGCUCUCCCUGCCUGCUGGUUAGGGUUCGAUCCUGCCACACAAAUGCUCAUGUUGGCGGAUGUGCAUCAGGAGUUGUGGCACCCGUUGUAUUUCACUCCGAAUUGA